GACCCUGAAUAACCAAUCAUGAAACCCGUCGUCCCCUCCUUUCAUGGCCGCCAUCAUGAAUCGCUAUUGAAUACAGUUUGUAUCAGUGGAUUUACGUAAAAGAAGAGAUUUUCAAGCGACAAGUUCUUGCCAUAAUAGCGCUUGUACCGGAAUCGAUAUGUAUCCAGAUUAUGCCUCGAGAAAUUUUCUAUCAUCUUCUGGUGGAGUGAAGUCUUAAUGUGCGUUUCCAUGUGUACUUCCGUCUGACGAAUUUUGGCCGACAAUCGGGCCUGUGUUUGUGCUUUGGGACGUAACGUCGCCGCUGACGCUGGUUGUAUGUGCAUUGUGAUUGAACGUGUACGUUAUAAUUGUGCCCGUGCUUGAAUAGCGGAUCUGACAGUGUUGUCAUGCACACACACACAUUUCGAAUGAGGUUGACACAUCGCGCCGUUUGUUGAACGUUUGUAGUGAAUUCAAAUUUGGAUGCAGCAUAGUGUGUGAAAUGCAUAACUGCAUCUUGACAACGAAAGAACAAAAUUUGUACAUGACUUCUCUUGUUAGGGUCCUGAGGACAAAGCACUUGCCAUGUGUGCAACGUGCAGCGUCGUCCCUUGGACAACAGCUGCCCAGCAUCCCCGACGACGACAACGAUUCAACCUCAUGUUAACUACUGCGUAAUGAGUAACAUACUAGUAUAUGACGGAGCACUGACAGACAAGAACUAUGCUGCCAUGGCUGCAGGUUCUGAUCCCGAACCAGUAGAACAACCCGUGGCAACAGGAGAUGUCACAAGCCACCCUGCACAUACGGCUCAUACAACCACCCAUUAUAUCGGUCUGCCUUAUCAGGAUCAUAAUUAUGGAGCGCCCCCUCCUCCCACCCCACCAGAGUCGCCCUCUCCGGUCCCUUUAGUCUCCCCAGUACCAACCAAAGUCAAUGGGAUAUUUGAUGAUCCUUUGAAUCUCGAAGUGAAGUUGACAGUGAGUCCCCCUGAGCAGGUAGAAAGCAAGGACGAAGGGGUAACGAGAUGCAUUUGCAACUUUGAGCAUGACGAUGGCUACAUGAUCUGCUGUGACCAUUGCUGUGUUUGGCAGCAUGUGGACUGCAUGGGCCUGGAGAGGGACAACAUCCCAGAGACGUUCUAUUGUGAGAAGUGCCAGCCACGUGAGGUGGACAGGCAGCGAGCCGUUGCACUCCAGAGCAAGAAACGUGCAGUCAUGUCGGACGACUCGUCAAGUGAAAGUGGGGAUGAAGUUCCAAACAUGUCAGUGGGCUCUGCAGCGACAUACACGGCGAUAUCCAACUCCCCCACAAGCCUGACACUGACCACGCACAACAAACACAAAAAGAUGAAGAAAAAGAAGAAGAAAAGAUGCAAGGAGAAGGAAGAGGACAAACAUCAUAAAAAGAGAAAGAAGCAUCACAGCAAAAAGUGCAACAAGUCUGACAUGUCUGAGGAUAUCACCGCUCCAAUGGAACUUGACAUCAUGGACGAGGAGGCCCUGCCAGCGUGGAAUGAUUCAGAGGCAACACAUGACCGGUACGAGGAAGCAGUCUGCAACCAGUAUAGCGCAGAUAUUCAACACAUCAUUUCAUCCCAGGCGAAAGGCCCUAAACCAGACCCGUCACCGUUUAUCAUCACUGGCCUACCUCUGCCAUCCGAUCCUUUGGUGAACCUGAGUAGAUUUGGGAGGAGUGCAUCCAGUGUAGGGAUCGCUGCAUCAGAGAACCUGCGAAGCAACGACUGCAUCGUUGAGUACUGGGGCAAGGUGAUGCUGAAGGAGCAGUUGGAGGGAGACAAGACAUUCUUCAAGCGGCAUUACCCGUUUGUGUUGUUUUACUCCAAAUUCAACAACGUGGAUAUCUGUGUGGAUGCACGGAACUACGGAAACGUGGCGCGUUUUGUGAGGAGAUCCUGUUCUCCCAACGCUGAGGUGCGGCACUACGUUGAGAACAAUGUGCUCCAUUUCUGUUUGUUUGCCCUGCUCGGUAUUCCAAAGAAGACGGAGGUUACUAUUGGGUUUGACUUCAGUUACAUGGAUUGUUCCUACCCAGUGCACUGUGCGUGUUCUAAGAAAAACUGCAUAGUGAAGCGUCACUUCAGGAAGCAGAACAGCCAGGUCACGCCGGCCAAGACGCCCCUCAUCAACCAUCUACAGGACAGCUCCUCACUGUCUGUCAGCUCAAACCUCAGCAAGAAGAGAACGGUGUCUCCUCUAAGGGUCUCGCUCUCUGCUCAUAAUGCACAGAAUCAAGCCCAGCCUCUGCCAACCACCAACGGUGAUGAGUCCUCGCACCUCACCCCAAGCAACCCAGAAACCUCCCCAGCCCGUCCCACAAACAGCGACACCUCCGCAGAGGUUGAAACAGAAGGAUCGGAAGAGAACCGCGCCGAGACCAAGCUGGCUCCGGAAGCCGCCAAGAAAAUGACUCGUGAAGAGCGCAAGAUGGAAGCCAUCCUUCAAGCCUUCGCUCGGAUGGAGAAGACAGAGAAGCGACGGAAGGAAGCUCUGGAGAGGACAGCAGGCAACAAGGCAGCCGUAGUACCAGUUAUGGCUACCAGCAUGCCUACUACAGAGGCUAACUCUGGAACAAAAACCCCUACAAACCAAUCAGAAGAGAAACAGGUGGAAAAGGAAGAUGCAGGCUUUAUGGAAGAAGAUUCCGUGGGAAAAGCAGACUGCCUUCCCAGUGCAACCCCAGAUGAAGUAGCAUCAGUGGAGGUGAUAGCCUUGGAUUCAGCCGCUACUCCCACUGAAGCAUGUACUACAUCUGCGGUGAACACAUCCUCUGUUAAUACCAUGCCUGCUGUCACCACAAGAACAAAAGGGUUCAAAGGCCGCAAAAGGAAAGGAGCAAGACGCCGCAGCCGUGUCAACAGCGGGGCAUCCACCGUCUCGGUGGACUUCUCAUCCCACGAUGAGGAGUCCAAUCCCCCCACGUGUCCCCUGUCUACUAGCCUUCCUGCGGUCUCAUUGUCAUCCAAUCCCGCCCCCUUGCUCAUCCAGACGGUAUUCAGUCCCAGUCAAGGCACCGAUCAGCAAGGGAUGGCAUCACCGGUCCCAGCCUGCAGCAAACAUUUCAAGUUUCCAAAGACCAAAAAGUUCUUCAUGAAUGAGUGGUUGAAUGAGAAGGCGCAGGAAGCCUCUGCCACCAAGCCUCUGACCAUCAAGACAGAGCCAGCCGACAUCAUCUCCCCCAGCCACUCCUCACCGGGCUCUGUCUUGCACCUCAACACCAGCAGAGAGCCCAGGGGAAAUCUGGAAGCCAGCUUUGGCUCAGCCAAAAAGAGAUGGCUUCGGCAGGCCAUGAGUGAGAGUAACGGACCAGGGCCCAAGACCCAGACCAGCAGUAGUAAUAACAGCGGUUCCGAGUCACCCCUGUGUAAUGGCACGCUGAGCCCCAACCCUGCCAGCUAUCCAGUCAGUCCUGCUCUCUCACCCAACACCAGCGCCUCAAACGACAUGAUGACGCCACUGAAGAAGCGCAUGCUGCGUCAUUCUAUCGCCGAGGAUCGACUGACCACAACCCCACCCCCUGCUGCGGCCCAGAUAGAAGACAAGCUCCACCCUCACAGGACUUCCACGGCAGAGGAGGACGCGCCUGCAGCUACCACUGGCAAUGGUCCUGAACCUAGCACAGUGGACACGCCACGCAAACCAGAAAGUGGUGUCGGUAGUUUACCGGGAUUGAUAGGACCCUCUGCCCAAGGACAAACUGAGCCUCUUGUGUCACCUGAGUGCGCUUUCGACAUCAGGAGACGCUCGUUAGCCUUUCCAUUUCCUCUGCCCGCCAGGAAGGACUUCCGCAAAAGUUCCUCUGUUGACAGUGGCUUGUCAGUGACCACACCGGCUGACUUUGAUCGGUCUCCCAUCUCCCUAUUGCCCGGGGAGCAGCACGAAGCCAGCACAGCUCCCGUUAAGGAUGAAGGUACACCCGUCAAAGAUGAACUGCAUAUGCGUCAAACCAUGAGUGAAAACUCUGGAGAGUUGGACUCCCAAAGGCAAAUUGAUGCAGCAGUCCUGGUAGGUGUGCCCCAGGAGAGGAGGGAAGACUCUGAUAGGUCUGGAUUAAAUGACCCGAAAACUGACGCAAGUAGAGUUUCAUCAGUGAGCGAGAAAGCAGUACCCGGUGGAUUUCAAGGUGCUGAUGGUCAUUCUGGAUCCAGUGAGGAGAUUGCGACAGCAGCCAGUAGGGAUGCGCCUUUACGCUUGGACUUCUCCCUGUCUGCCUCCCAGGGGUCCCUGGCUUCAAGUUUGCAGAGCACCCAAAGCUCGCUGCCCGACCUGCACAAAUCCUGCAUGAGCUUGCCAGAUCUUGGCCGAUCACGGACCUCAUUGCCGGACCUGUCGCACUCUGCGUCUUCUGCGGAGUUACAGCUAAGCUCAGUGGCAAGAAAACUUGACAUGAAGUCGGAUUUGUACAGUACUCAGAGGAUAUCCGGGGAGACUGUGAAUCAGACCCAGAUGCAUGUAAGUGGGGAUGUACCGACACAAAGGAUCAGACACCUGUCGGGGUGCAAUGUAAACAGUGGAACCUCAGCAGAUCAGACUGAGGGUCAGUUACCUCAGAGGCCAAACUUUGCUGAGGAUCAGGUGCCAGGAAAUUUGUAUUCUUCCUUUGGAUCCCCCUUAAAGAGGCCUUUGCUUGGCCAGUCACCAGAAAGAAGCAGUAAUGUCGAUCGUAUGCAACCUACAGCCUCUGAGUAUAAUCCUAACCUGAACUCGGUAGUGCCACCAAUGAAUGUUGACGCAGGCAGUGCACCAUUGGACCAGAUGGAGAGGAGGGAAGGCUCUCAGACUUACUUACAGCCCCUCGACGGUCCGAAUGCAGCUGAUUCAGAGUCUCCUGUCACUGACCUACCAAUGAGAGGAUCCACCUGGAGUCAGUUACCCAAUUCAGGACAACAAACUGGUCCUGGAAGACCGCCUUCUGGACCAGCUCCCCUACCUACAGGGGUGGAAAGCCGAAAACCUGAAAACUAUGACGAGCCGCGACCAGGAUACAGACCAGCUUCCUUAGGACCCAAUGAUGUCCGUAGAGGCCCACUCGGGGAAUCAGGACAGAUGGGUCCUGGUAGGCCCUUAGCUCCUGGACAGGCAGCACCAUUUGGGGUUCCUCCAUCUCCGGUCAAGCCACCACUGGCGCAGGGUGUGGUGAGGCCUGGCGGUAUACCACUUGGUCCAAGUACACCACCCGCUGGUCUGGUUUCACCAGUACCAGGAACACCCCCAGCUGCAAAGAAGAGGGUGUCGUUAUUGGAAUACCGGAAACGUAAGGGCAGCGAUUUGGGCAAUAGCAAAACUGCCAAGAAGGAGUCUCCAGCAAGCGCCCCGUGUACUCCAGUUGCCCCCAAACCUCCCCUGGUGCCACUCAAGCCCCCUCUGCCGAGCCCCAUCUCCACCUCCAACCCUAACACCCCGACCAAACCACUGGAGAGCCCACUCAAGGCCGGCGGUAGCGACGCCUCAACCCCAACCGCCCAGUUGCCUAAUCUGCCCUUGUUCACCACGGAGAAAGAGAACGGGAUUGGGGAGCGUCUGAGUCUUACCACGGAGGCCCAGCAGGUGAUCUCAUCGCUGACCAGCCUCUUAAAGAAGCACAAGAAGCCUGAGGAGGAAUCAGCACAAGAACCCAAAUGGAGUUCCAGCAGGCUGGACACUUCAGACGAAGACCCCCUGCAGAAGAUGAGGAAAGAGCUGAAGGAGAAGAAUCGAGAGAGAGAACGCAAGGAGGCACUGGCCCACAAGAGGCCUCGCUCCCCUGACCCGCCUCCCCCUCCUCCAAGUAAGAGACCUAACCCAGGAUUGCGCCUGCAGAUACCUCCACCGCCACCUCCCAAGACCAAGACGGAUACUCGGUCUGGUGAUAUAUCAGGAGAAUCCACCCCUGUGAAAAUGCCUAACCCAGCAGCAAAUACCACACCUGUGAGAACUCCAGGCUCAGCAGGAAUUUACCCACAGCAGCUUGGAAAAGCUUUCAAUGCUCAAGCAGCGUCUCCUUACCUCCCUGCUGGUGUGAACGCACCUUUCCAGCAGCCAUACCAAGCACAGCAAUAUCCGCAGCAGCAACAACAGCAACAGCAGCAGCAACCCCCACAGCCCCAACACCAGUCAGGCUACAGCACAUCCUACCCAGUGUACGAUUACAAUCAUCAGAAGUCGCACGCUGCUCAACAACAGUUUCCACAAUACUACCAGGGCCAGCAGCAAUCCUUGACACAGCAGGGACAAUACCAGCAGCAGCAGCAGCAGCAAGGAUAUCAGAAUCCCUAUCCGCAGGCUCAAAAACAGGGCUACCAACCUGCUGCAGUUGCAGUGCAACCUCAGCAGCAACAGCAGCAACCGUAUCCUAAAGCAGGCAGCAAGUUUGGAUCGAACCCCAACGUUGGGACCAAAGGUGCAUUUGGUGCUGAUGGCCGGACUUCCAAACCUUCCUUCCCCACAAAUGCCAACAGCUACUCUCCAAGGAGAGGAAACUUCUACAAGUGACGAGUGGUUACUUUGUGAGUUUAAAAGCUUAAACCGUUAAUAAAAAAAGUUGUCUCUUUCAUGUAAUACAUGUUUGAAGUGAAGAGCUUGUUUGCUAACCUUCUAACAUGUAAAGUCAAGUUUCAUUGUUUGUUUCUGAGUGUGCCCCAUGUUUUGCUCUAUGUUCCACCUAACAUUAGUACGUUGAUGUUUUUGAAAUUUGCUUUACGUUUCCUGUGCGGGGGGAAAUGAAUUUGUUUUUGCUUUUAGAUUUUUGUGCUUCAACAAAAAAAGAUAGAUUGAGUUCGUGUUUAAAAUUCACUGUUCAAAGAAAGAUAGUCAACCAACAUAGUCUGCAAAUGAAAUGCUGUUUCUCUUUUUUCCAAGCUUACAUAAUCCUUACAGUAAUAGCCAUAGAUGACACAGUGUUCCUGAUAAAAUAAUCAACGGUCAUCAGAGAGUUUGCCUAACCAAAAUAAUGGGAGCUGUGAAACGUUAACUCAGAGAACUAUAGAUUCAUUUUGCCAUGAUCGUUGUUUGAGAAAUUGACUAUAGUCUCAGAAUGUAGAAGAUUAAAGAAUAGCAGAGAAUGUCUCCAUUUCAUUGUUUUAUGUUUCAAAUGAAAAGAUACCUAGACGUUAAAACACAUGCAUGUAGUUACAGAUUGUUAACUUUGGGAGGAAAUAUAUGAAAUACAGCCCCACCCUGUCCGAGUUAGAAGGUAAAGCACUUGCUCACAUGUGUGUCCUGUGUUGGCUUAGUUUUGUUUUUGUGUUAAUUAGGGACUUCAUUUUAUGGUGUUGGUAGAUUUGAAGUGAUUGACAAAAAAAUUGCCUGUGUUAAAACCCUGUAUAGUUACAAAGUUGUUCAUGUAAAUCAUGAAGCAAUGUAAAUAGAGAAAUGCAUUCAGGUCAGAUCUUGGUUGUUUCUAUUUUUGUUAUUAUAAAUAAUGAUGGAUUAACAAAGGGCAGAACUGAAUUAGCGAGAGCAGUAACCAGUUUUUUAUAUAAUAAUUUAGCCCUUUGGAUUGCUCUUUAACCAAAAUUUCUUCUUAACCACUUGUACAUGGUAGGGACGCCCAUGUAAAUAUAUUUCAAUUUACAUGCUCAUGACAUUUUAAAUGCCAGUCAUGUAAUGAAGCCUGUACAUUUGAGUAUGUUGUAAAAAAAAAGCUAUGUAGUUGAUAGAUGCUAUCCGUAAAAUAGUAUCAUAGAUUCCUUGCGCAUAGAUCGACUCCUAUGAACUUAAUUUCAUUGUUCUUUAUUUUGUUUAUAAAUAAUUUGUCUGUGAAUACAAUUUUGUCUUGUUUUGCUUUACUUUUGUACCCGAGUGAAAUACUCUUUUUAAUUUGUGAUAUACAUACAAAAAAUAUAUUUCUUGUGUAGUUUUGGAAAUUUUUUGGCAUUGAAUGUUGUACAGUUUGAAACCAAGUUUGUAUAAUCAGAGGUCCAUUUGAUAAUCAGUACUGUAGGUUGAUCCAGUGUUUUUGGAAUCUGUGUUGCGUUUAGUCCAGUUUUUGAAUUUUAAUGACUCUUUUGAUUUGAUAGUACAUUGUAUAAUCACUGCUUGUUGGCACCAGAUCCAAUAGACCAUUAUCAUGAUGCGGCCAUCUUGAUUUUAUCCCAUUCAAAUCAACGUAACCAAAGUGAGGCUGGAAGGAAAAAUAGUCUGGUUUCAUUUGUGCACGCAAAAAAAUAUCAUUCAGUAUAUUGGAUACAGGGAACAUGACUGAAAUGGUGGCAGCAUGAUAAAGGUCUAUAGUCGUAAGUGAGGAAAUGCUAGGAGUUUGGAGGGAUCAAGUCAUUCGGUUAAAAAAAAAUACUACUUUCGAAUUUUUGAGGAAAAAAUGAUCAUGGAAACUAUCCUGUUCUGUUCCAUCAGGUGAUUAGGACUCAAAAGAGAACAAGUACGGUUAACUGAAGCUUGUGUGUGAUCAGUGUUGUGCAUAUUAUGUACAUGCACUCAGGACUAGUACGAAGUAACAAAAUCCCAAGUUGGUUCUGGUGCUUACAAGCAGUGUAAAGACAAUUUUACUGACUCAAUAACAAACCUAGAUGCCAUUAACUUGAAGCCAGGAUAUCAAUCUUGUAAAUAUUGCUGACAUGACUAACAAGUAACAUCCCUCUCACGCAAAGACCCACAAGUUACUCUGGUAUACAUAUUUUGUUUUAAGACCAGGAGUUAAACUUUGAUCUGUUUGCGGUGACUUGCAGAGAACCUUUCCACUCAAGGGGGAAAAUGAUCAAAGAAAGAAAAAGUCUCAAGUUCACUUAAAAGUCAAAUAGGACCGUGUGGUACUGUCUCCACACCUUUGACAAUGAACAAAACUUCAAACUUCUGUUGAUUAAUGUAUUUAAUCCCAGCCAUUUUUUUAUCAAAAUGUUUACAAUGUUCAUUUAUUUUGUUCAAAAAUGAGUAAUGGCCACAAAAAUCAAUCCUUUUUGUGUGUGUGUGUUAUAAAAGAGUAAAUUCUAUUGAUUUUUUUCUCCGCAUAUGAUGGUGUGAG
Messenger RNA from Patiria miniata (bat star), 8955 nucleotides. RefSeq names its product inactive histone-lysine N-methyltransferase 2E-like. The transcript has 22 exons. The record is from RefSeq and is a predicted model, not a curated record. Gene Ontology annotation, molecular function: protein binding. The coding region runs from base 657 to 6470 and encodes 1937 amino acids. NCBI's taxonomy places the organism in Eukaryota, Metazoa, Echinodermata, Asteroidea, Valvatida, Asterinidae.